AUGGCCGCUCCCGUUGCCCCCACACAGCCCAAGUCGCCCAAGAAGAAGGUGGCUAGGGCUGUCGAGCGCACCGACUCUCCCGCCCGCAGCACCGCUUCUGGUCCCGCAGCCGACGAUGGCUUCGGGAGUCCCUACAUCAAGGAGCUUCAGAAGAACAUCCGGAAUGUGAACAAGAAGAUUGCCAACGCAUCCAAGACCGACUCUCUGCUUGCCCAGCACCCCGGAAAGUCCCUCGACCUCUUGGUUGCGUCCAGGAUCAUCAACGCCGACCAAAAGACACAGAUCCUCAAGAAGCCCGCGCUCGAGGCCCAGGUUGCUCAGUAUGAGGAGCAGCUCGCCCAGAUCAUCAAGAUCGAUGAGCAGUACCGGGCUCAGGCGGCUGCGGACAAGGCUGAGCUUGAGCAAAGGGUGGAGAAGGCCAAGGCGCAGGCUGUCGCCGAGGCCAAGGCUGAUUUCGAGAAGACUCAGAAGGCCAAUCUGCUCCUCAUCUCCCAGUUCCUCCGCCUGGCUGCCUACCGCCGAGAAGACGCCGCCGAUCCCGAAUCCGACGAGAGCCAGGCCAUCGAAGGCGUCCUCCUGGCUAUCUACACAGGCGACGACAGUGCCGUGAGCUCGAUGCUGAAGCUGGUCAACGGUUCUUCGGACCGGAUUGUUAGCGUUCCUGGCGAGCUCCUGCAGACCAACUUUCACCCUACUUACGCACGCAUCACAGACGACCAGAUUAAGACCAUCGCACGAACCUACAAGAUGCCCUACGACGCUGAGGCUGUCGAGACGGACAAGGAGGUUGCCACGGACCCCACCAUUGCCAACGCCACGGUCAACGAGAUCGCGGCCGAGGGAGCCCCAUCUACCAACGGCCACGCCGUGGAGACGGCCACCAACGGCAUCAGCAACAUGCAGGUUGCGGACGACGCGGCCAAUGCCGCGGCGGCUGCCAACUGGGACACCCAGAACGACACGUCGUCAACCUUGCAGGACUGGGUGCAGGUGCCCCGCAACCCGGGCGAGACGGAAGCUGGCUCCACUGCUGCUCCCACCAAGACAGCUAACAGGAAGUCAUGGGCUGACGACCAUCCCGAGCCUAGUGCGCAGGCUCCGGUCCCUACAGCAGCGGCAGCGGACCCCGGCGACGGCUUCCACCAAGUGCAGCGCAACCGCGGACGCAGCGAGCGCGAGGGUAGCGGUCACCGUGGACGGGGCCGUGGCGGCUACCGAGGCGACGGCCGUGGACGUGGGCGUGGCAACCGCAACGGAGGUCCUGCCCGUGGAGGCCGUCGCAACGGAGAGUCUUAG
Geosmithia morbida is the source of this 1296-nucleotide messenger RNA. RefSeq lists its product as uncharacterized. NCBI's taxonomy places the organism in Eukaryota, Fungi, Ascomycota, Sordariomycetes, Hypocreales, Bionectriaceae. The record is from RefSeq and is a predicted model, not a curated record. Bases 1 to 1296 code for a protein of 431 amino acids. The transcript is spliced from 5 exons.